Paramecium tetraurelia is the source of this 4167-nucleotide messenger RNA. RefSeq lists its product as uncharacterized. The record is from RefSeq and is a predicted model, not a curated record. NCBI's taxonomy places the organism in Eukaryota, Ciliophora, Oligohymenophorea, Peniculida, Parameciidae. The transcript has 6 exons. Gene Ontology annotation, cellular component: ubiquitin ligase complex. Gene Ontology annotation, molecular function: ubiquitin-protein transferase activity; zinc ion binding; ubiquitin binding. Gene Ontology annotation, biological process: protein linear polyubiquitination; proteasome-mediated ubiquitin-dependent protein catabolic process.
AUGUAAAAUCAGCAACAUCUCAUCAGAGAAAUUUAUCUAAAGGAUAAAUCAAAUGCGUUCCUCAGACAAUAAUGGGUUUAAGUCUUCGACUCACUUUUACCACUACCAUAAACCACUCUAAUUGUUGAUACUCUUUAGAAGAUCGAUACCCUCAAACAUAUAUAAGAAUUAUUGUCGAAAACUAAAGCCAUCACAGUGAUAUCAGACACGAGUGAAGCCAAUUACAAUUGGUGUAAUUUGGUCAACAAAAACUUCGAAGUUAUUGUUGCAGAUCUACGUGCAGAAACUAAAUUGAACUCGUAUUAAUACAUUGGCAUAAAAUGGUUAUUAACAACAAAGGCCCAAUUGGUGAUAAUAUCAAACGAUAUAAUAUGCGAACACCUAAUUAAUUGUUUUAACAUUGCUUAUGAUAACAUUAUUGAAAUUCCUUACUUGCAAACCCAAUAAGAUGAAUUAUUUUUAAGCAUACCUUACGACUAAAAACUGACAUAUGUGUUAUAAUAGAUAAAAAACUCUAAUUCCGAGAUUGAUCGGGACAUAUUAGUAUAUUGUGAAUCUUUGUACCAAAUGGAUUAAAUAUACUAAGCAAUCUACUUUCAUAAUUAAUUAUCAGAAUCAGAGGAAUUCGAAGUGCAUCAAAUCAUACCAUUCUAAUCGUACUAUGAAUAAUUUGGUUAACAAUUGUUGGAAAUGGUAUAUCCAUAACAGAAGGGAAAAAGAAAGGUAUUUUUGACACUAAAUUACCAAUAACUACAAAAGUAUUUGUAAAAUGUUCAACAAAAAAUAUCAUUAAUCAUUCAUAUGGGUUAUUAGACUACAGUCAAGAAAUUCUUAGAAGAAAUCAAUGCCAUAGUUUAUAAAUAGUACAAUCUCAGUAGACAUGAUAUCAUCAUUCGUAACAGAAUUAGUUAUUUUCCUAAAAUCAUUUAUUUAUUUGGAUUUGACGAGUUCAAAGAUUUAAAGGAACAUAAAUUGAUUUUUGAUGAAGAAUUCACUUUCAAUCCCCAAAAUAUCAAAUUCUAUGCCUAACAAUUCAAUGUCUAAAUUGAUUAAUUGUAGAAUGUAGUCGAAUCAGAAUAUAGUUCUUUGUAAAACUAUAUUCCACUGAUAUAUUAUGAACCAUUAUUGGAGGCAGAGAAUGAGACCUUUCAUUAUUACAGCAGUGUUGUCUCCACUCUUUUGACAGAUGGAGAAAUACUAUCAGAAGGCAAUGUGGAAAGUAAAAAGAAUCCCUUUAAGAGUUUCCAAAUUCAUCAACAAAGGGAAUCAAUAAUUAGAUCAAAUCAUUAUUGGUCAAAGAUGGGAGAUAUUACUUCAUGGAUUUAAUUAAUAAAUAAAUUUAUCAUUUUUAUUGAAGAUAUCAAUUCCAAAGAUGAUGAAAAAGAAUAAGAAAAUUCUAAAAAUGAAUUAAUAAAAUGGUGUAGAUUAUAAAACAUCAACAUUCCUAAAAUGAUAUUGAUUCUAGCCUAUAAUGAAUACAUAAUAGAUUUAACUUAAAAAUAUGUCUCCGAAUACUCAGUCAUUAAUAAAUGUUGUUCACUUGAUUAAUUAAAAUUGAAUAGAACUGUCUCUUUAAAGAAACAAUAAUCAAUGCCAGAACAUUCAGAAGACAUAUAAGCCUGCUUAUUAAGGCUAUUUUAUAAAGGACUAAGCAUCUUUAGUGGACAUAAGAGUGCUGGUUACUAUAAUUAUGUUGCGAAUCAGAAAUUUAAAUUAUGCUAUAACAAUUUGAUGGCUAUCAUUGGAGACUUCCCUCUAACUUGUAUAGUUAUGGCUUUGUUGUAAAAGAAUCAGUAAUAUGAAAUUAAAUAUUCUACCAAAAUAGAUGACAUUAUGAUACCUCAAUUAGCACCUAAAGCAUUUGUCAAAGAACAUAAACUACAAUUCAUCUAGAGAUAAUCCUUACAUUUGAAUGAAAUAACCUUUAAUGGCAUUGGUCAAGUUCUAUUUAAUGAAUUAUGGAAACAUCAAUCAGGUCCACAAUUAUCUUAGGAUUGCAUUUUACAACCUAACAUCGAGAUGAAUUGUAUUACAGUGUUGUAUGAUCCUAAUGUGGCCAAAAAGGAGAUUAUAGAAUAGGAGUUGAAUAGUAGAAUUAAAGAAUUGCAGAACUUUUACAGAAAUUAAGUCAAAGAAAUACCUUAUGAGAAUGAUUCUAAAUUUAUAAUGCAAGCUGGUGGAAGCAUGAAGGAUUGGAUUGAAAAAAGUGCUUACAAGACUUUCUUCAUAGAAGGCCUACCUUUAGAUAUUACUCAGGAAUUGCUAUAAGAGUUCUUGUAGGAAGUGAUUAUUUCAGAAAUGAAGCUGUAUAAAGAGGGCGAUAAAAUAACAGCCAGAAUAUCUCUAUAAGAUCAUGAUGAUUUACUUUUUUGUUUGGAGAAUAUCAAAGAAUACAAGGAUAAUUAAUUGAAGGUUUAUACUCAACAAGAUCAAUUUGAACAUAAUGAAGAAAAACUACUUUUCAAUGAGCAUUACAAAAUAAUCAUAACAUGGAACUUACAUUUAAAUAAAGGUAUUGCUAUUGUCAAAUUGAAUUCUCCACACCUAUUUAAUACAGAAGAAUUUGAAACAAUAUAACAUCUGACAUAUAAGAUGAAUCUUAAAAGUGUUUACGAGGAUGAGUAAACAGUAUUAGCAGAUUUAAAAUAACAACAUAAAGAUAUUGAUAUAAAAUCAGUCACAAUAGAUAAAUAAUUAAGAUAUGAAAAUAAUGGAGAUCUCUAAUUAGAAAUACAAAAACUAUUAUCUAAUAUUCCUCAAGACAAAUAUAAAAUAGACUCGAUUACAAAAUAAAAUUGUAAAAGAAUUUUGACUCUCAAUGUUUAUGACAAAAAUAUUAUGGAAUAAUUUAUUCUCUUACAUAAUCAGAUCAAAUAAUUUAGAGGGUUGAAGGUCUAAUUAAAUGUAAAGCCUUUGUAUUACCAUGAUUACGAAGGACCAAUUGAAAUGAAAUAAAUAGUAGAGGAAAUAUUUGAUGAAAAGAAACUUAAACUUGGUUAAUAUACUAUUACAAGUGACGAUGAACUUAAAAGAGUGAAAGUUACUAUUGAAUGUUGGAACAAAUAGGAUCAUGAAUAAUUGAACAAAGAAAUAUAGGAUGCAUUCACUCCAAAAAUAAUUAAGUCUUCAUAAGAUUUUGACAUCACAGUUAUAUUUAGUUAAUCUGGUACAAGAUUCCUUAAAUUCUAAGAAGAAUCUUUAUAAAUUCUAAUUAGGUAGGAUUUUAUUAAUAAUCAAUUAUUUGUAAAUAGUUCUUAAAUCAAAUACAAUCAAUUAACCAAAGCAAUCAAAGAAUUUGUAUCUGAUUGUUCUAAAAGUAUAAUUUAGAUUCCUAAGAAUUGCAUAAGAUUAAUAAUGGGAAACGAUUCUUAAGGACUUAACGAAAUCAAGAAGAACUUCGACUUAAAGAGUGUUAAAUUCAAUAGUAUUUCAGGUGAAUUACAACUAUUUGGUGAUUAAAAAAAUCUUGAUGCAGCUAUCAUUUCAAUUAGUGAAAUUAUAUCUUCUCAAUAACAAUAAGAUAAACCAAUCAAUGCCUUAACUUGUAACUAUUGCUUUGAUAAUAUGAAAAAUGGAUAUAUGCUCCAGGGUUGUGGACAUAAGUUUUGUCUUUAGUGUAUUAUGUUCAGCAUUCAAAAUUCAUUGGGAGAUAUGACUUAAUUGCCUAUUAAAUGUCCAUAAUGUAAUUAAGGAAUACUUUUGGCUGAUUUACACAUUUUAAUUGAUGAGCCUAGUUGGGAAAAGUUAAUAAAAUUAUCCAUCAACAAAUAUUUAUAAGAUCAUGCUGCAUAGAUAGCUUUUUGUUUGACUCCAAAUUGUCCAAUAAUUCAUUUCCAAAAGAUUCCAAGAUAUACCUGUAAAAAGUGCUAGAAACAGUAUUGUAAUUCAUGCAGAACUGCCUAUCAUUAUGGAUAAACUUGUAGAGAAUUCAAAGCUGGUAAUGAAGAUUCCAUUAACAUAUAUAUGAAGAAGAAUGAUGUAAGAAGAUGUCCUCAUUGUAAAAUAUUGAUUCAAAGAAUUGAUGGUUGUUAUAGAGUUACUUGUACAGGAUGCAAAAAAAGUAUUUGCUGGAAAAAUAAAGCAGAUGGUACACCAUGUAUGGCAAUCUUUGAAACAUCUUCAGAAUGUUAUUCACAUUUAACCAAAGAACAUGGUGGAUAUUGGUGA